Molecule: messenger RNA, 2251 nt
Organism: Alnus glutinosa
Lineage: Eukaryota; Viridiplantae; Streptophyta; Magnoliopsida; Fagales; Betulaceae
Product: probable LRR receptor-like serine/threonine-protein kinase At5g45780
Exons: 11
Coding region: 165-2045 (626 amino acids)
Biological process (GO): protein phosphorylation
Molecular function (GO): protein binding; ATP binding; protein kinase activity
Source: RefSeq, a predicted model, not a curated record
AAUAUUUGUUUUUCGAAGAAAAAAUAACUAUUUUUAGCCUUCCGAGGCGAGAAAGAUUCAAUGGAGUGUGGACUUUGGGUUCAAUCUCUGAGAGUAGAACACUGACACUGUCAUUCAUUCAGUAAAGGUUUCCAAAACUUGUCUUGUUCUUGCAGUUUCGGUCCAUGGAACGUGUAAUUGUAAAGUCGGGUUUUGGGCUGUUCUUCUUUUGCUUCUUCUUUUGGAUGCCAACGGUUGCUGAUGCAUCUGACAGUCUUCUUUCUCCCAAGGGUGUUAACUAUGAGGUGGCUGCUCUGAUGGCAGUGAAGAACAAGAUGAAUGACGAGUUGCAUGUGAUGGAUGGGUGGGAUAUUAAUUCCGUCGAUCCAUGCACGUGGAACAUGAUCGCUUGCUCUGCCGAAAGUUUCGUUGUUUCCCUUGAAAUGGCCAGUAUGGGCUUAUCAGGAACGCUUUCGCCAAGUAUUGGGAAUUUGAGUCACCUUCAGACAAUGUUGUUGAAGAACAAUCAGUUAUCUGGUCCUAUCCCUCCUGACAUUGGAAAGCUUUCAGAGCUUCAAGCUCUUGACCUCUCGGGUAACCAUUUCGCUGGAGAAAUUCCUAGCUCUUUCGGGUUUCUAACUCAUCUAAGUUACUUGCAGCUCAGUAGAAACAAAUUAUCGGGACAGAUUCCUAAACAAGUUGCUGAUCUCACUGGUCUUUCAUACUUGGAUUUAUCAUUCAAUAAUUUCAGUGGCCCCACUCCAAAAAUACUAGCAAAAGGCUACAGUAUUGUAGGGAAUAACUUUAUUUGCACUUCUUCAUCAGCACAAAUUUGCAUGGGUGUUUCAGCACCGAUGAACGAUACAGGUUCAUCUCAGAAAGUGAACAGUCAUCAUCACUGGGUGCUUUCUGUUGCCAUAGGCAUCAGUUGCACAUUUGUCAUUUCUGUGAUGCUGCUUGUUUGUUGGGUGCAUUGGUACAGAUCUCGGCUUCUCUUUACAUCUUAUGUGCAGCAGGAUUAUGAAUUUGAUAUUAGCCAUCUCAAGAGGUUUUCAUUUCGUGAAUUGCAAAAUGCCACUGGAAAUUUUAGUUCCAAAAACAUCCUAGGGCAAGGUGGAUUUGGAGUGGUUUAUAAAGGGUUUCUUCCAAAUAGGACAGUGGUGGCUGUUAAGAGGCUGAAAGAUCCAAAUUACACAGGAGAAGUGCAGUUUCAAACUGAAGUUGAAAUGAUUGGCUUGGCUUUGCAUCGAAAUCUCUUACGUUUGUAUGGAUUUUGUAUGACGCAAGACGAAAGGUUGCUUGUUUAUCCUUAUAUGCCAAACGGGAGUGUUGCUGACCGAUUGAGAGCAGACACUUGUCGAGAGAAGCCCUCUUUGGAUUGGAACAGACGAAUGCAGAUUGCUACUGGGGCUGCCCGUGGGCUUCUGUACUUGCACGAACAGUGUAACCCGACAAUUAUUCACAGGGAUGUAAAAGCUGCAAACAUUUUGCUCGACGAAAGUUUUGAAGCUGUAGUUGGGGAUUUUGGUCUUGCUAAGCUGUUAGAUCGGACGGAUUCACAUGUCACUACUGCAGUGCGUGGCACUGUAGGACACAUUGCACCAGAGUAUCUUUCAACUGGACAAUCUUCUGAAAAGACUGACGUUUUUGGAUUUGGCAUACUACUUUUGGAACUCAUAACAGGGCAAAAGGCAUUAGAUGCUGGAAAUGGUCAGGUUCAGAAGGGAAUGAUUCUUGAUUGGGUUAGAACCUUAUAUGAGGAGAAGAGGCUGGAGGCGCUAGUAGAUAGGGAUCUAAGGGAAUGCUUUGAUGCAUUGCAGCUGGAGAAAGUGGUAGAGGUGGCUCUGCAGUGUACCAAGUCGCAUCCCAAUCUCCGGCCAAAGAUGUCGGAAGUUUUGAAGGUCUUUGAAGGUCUUGUUGAGCAGUCGGGGGGACGUACGGAGGAUUUGCAAGGUGGAAGCAACCUCUAUGAGGCAAGGGCUUGUAGUUUUUCCAGAAUUUACAGUGAUGUUCAUGAAGAAUCUUCAUUUAUAAUUGAAGCCAUGGAGCUCUCUGGACCUCGGUAGCCAUCAAAGUCUUUAAAGUUGUGAAAAUCUGAUAGAAUUAAAUAGAUAAAUAGAUGGCAUGCAUGCUUGGAUUCGUGUAUAUAUUUUCAAGUUGAUACUCAGCUCUUCAUUUGCUUUGUUACGUGCAUGUAUAUGUGAGUGCAAGCAUACAAACUCUUUAAGCAUAGGGUAAUUAUGAAAUUUUAGUGAAAUUGUUUUUAUUUUUA